Sporisorium graminicola is the source of this 2712-nucleotide messenger RNA. RefSeq lists its product as uncharacterized. Gene Ontology annotation, biological process: isoleucyl-tRNA aminoacylation. Gene Ontology annotation, cellular component: cytosol. Gene Ontology annotation, molecular function: tRNA binding; isoleucine-tRNA ligase activity; aminoacyl-tRNA deacylase activity. Bases 1 to 2712 code for a protein of 903 amino acids. The record is from RefSeq and is a predicted model, not a curated record. The transcript has a single exon. Lineage: Eukaryota; Fungi; Basidiomycota; Ustilaginomycetes; Ustilaginales; Ustilaginaceae.
AUGUCGGCCGAGCAGAGGCUCGCCCUAGACCCGCGAGAGAUCCGCAAGCGAGCUCACGACGAAGCUGUCAAAGCGAUAGAGACCCAAAAGAGCGAGUUCAGCCAAUUCGGAAUCAUGGCUAACUGGAGCAAUGACGCCACCUAUCGAACGCUCGACCCCGGUUACGAAGCUCGUCAGUUGCGCGUAUUUGGUGAAAUGGUGCGCAAAGGUCUCAUCUACCGUCAAUUCCGCCCAGUCUACUGGUCACCCUCCAACCGAACCGCACUAGCAGAAUCAGAGCUGGAGUACAGAGAGGACCAUCUCAGCAAAGCUGUCUAUGUCUCGUUCAAAUUAUCAGCUGGACCUGACCUUUUGCAAAAACUGGGCCAGCACGCCGGUGCAGCAGAUGAUCUCCAUGCCGUCAUCUGGACCACGACACCAUGGUCGCUGCCGUCCAACAUGGCCAUCAAUGUCAACCCUUCUCUCGAGUACAGCAUCGUUCGACGACCAACGUCAAAUGGACCUUUUUACAUUAUUGGCACGGAUCGUGUCAUGGCCUUCGAGUCGCUGCCAAGCAAUCUCAGCGACGAGCAAGGAGCCGACUCAGCCAAAGCACUGGGUCCACUCGAAGAGAUCACUCGCAUUCAAGGUUCGGAUCUAUCCGACUCCGUGUACCGCUCAUCCCUCAGUGCGCCCAACAGUCCGCCAAGACCCAUCUUGAUGGCCGACUACGUCACUGCUGUCUCUGGAACUGGACUGGUACACUCAGCACCCGCGCAUGGUGCGGAAGACUACCAAAUAUGGAAGCAGCAAGGCCGUCUUCAACGGGAUGGAAUCUUUUCCCCCGUCAACGAUGAAGGACGCUAUUCCUCCGACAUUUUUCAACUCGACGCUUCGUCCGCGGAACAAGGCUCGGGCGACUAUCAGAAAGGGCUCGGUCAACGUCUCAUCGGUAAGGAGGUGCUUACCGAAGGCGCACAAGAAGUAAUGGCCAUUUUGAAAGAACGAGGCGCGCUCAUCUCUGCCCAGACGUUGCGUCACAAGUAUCCCUACGACUGGAGAUCCAAGCAGCCUGUGAUUGUCAGAGCAACAGCGCAAUGGUUUGCCAAUCUGGACGACAUCAAGCAGCAAGCUAUCGAAGCGCUCGACGAUGUCACUUUUGUCCCUGCCAACUCCCGUGCGCGUCUCGAAUCGUUCAUCUUGGGUCGCUCCGAGUGGUGCAUCUCUCGACAGCGCGUCUGGGGUGUCCCCAUCCCCGUGCUUUACGAUGUGGUGACCGACGAGCCGCUGAUGACGGUGGACAACGUCGAGCAUAUUGCAAGCCUCCUGGAGAAGCAAGGGACCGACUACUGGUGGAAGGCCGAUGCGGAGGUGUUCGUUGCGCCUCAAUAUCGCAACGAGGGCCGCACCUGGCGUAAAGGAGAAGACACAGUAGAUGUGUGGUUCGACAGCGGCACCUCGUGGGCGACUCUCAGGGAUCAGCUUGCUCUGGAAUCCAGUGCGCAUCGACCACCGCGCCAAACCAGCAUCGCCGACGUCUAUCUGGAAGGAUCCGACCAGCAUCGAGGAUGGUUCCAAUCUUCGCUCAUUACGGCAGUGGCGACCACACCAGAAGGACAGAAACCGGUCGCGCCCUACAAGACGGUAGUGACACACGGCUAUGUGCUCGACAAUGAGAGCCGCAAGAUGAGUAAGAGUCUAGGCAACGUCAUCUCGCCUUUGAGCAUCAUCAAAGGCGGCAAGAGCGCGGAUGAACCGGCAUAUGGUAUUGAUGUUUUGCGACUUUGGGUGGCGAGGAGCGAUUUCACAACCGACCCGCCGAUUGGCAACAUCAUCAUCCACAAAACGGCCGAAACGCUGCGCAAACUUCGCAACACGGCGCGCUUCAUGUUGGCCAAUGUGCCUCCUGCUGGUGACGUGGCGAAACUCGACAAAUCCAAGAUGCGACUGCUGGAUCGCUUCGUGAUGCAAGAGCUGUACCAACUCGAAAGGGGUUGCGCAUCCAGCUACGAAGCGUUUGAUUUCGCACAGGUGGUUCGGCGCUUGGUCGAGUUCGCCAGUGGAACGCUCUCGAAUCUCUACCUCGAUGUAGGCAAGGACAGCCUUUACCUCGAUCCGCUCGACAGCGAACGACGAAAGAUGAUGGUGGCAGUCAUUGAUCAGACCUUGCGCACCAUGACGGGGAUCAUGGCGCCAAUUGUGCCUUUCCUAUGCGAAGAAGUGUUCCACUUCCGCAGGGGCGCAAGCAGUGACCCUGAGGAAGGCACUGCUGGUGCAACUUCAGUUUUCUCUGCGGGCUGGCCCGAGGUAGAAGAAUGCUGGAACGACGAGCACUCUGCCUCAGACUGCAAGCAGUUGCUCAAGCUGCGCGAUGCCUCACUGGUCAUGAUUGAAGAGGCACGACAAGCUUCGCGCAUCAAAACCUCCUUUGAAGUCGAGGUCGACCUCGUCCUCCAGCCAGAUCAGACGCAGCUGAUCUCUUUGAUACGAACCUACGCCGCCGAACUGACCGAGCUGUUCAAUGUAGCAAAGGUCAGCGUGGUCGAGCAAGGACAAGACGAGCAUAAUAAUCAAGGCGUUCUGAGAUCUCGCGAUGCCGAAGAGGGUGUGGCGAUUCGAGUUCGUCACUCUGCGCGCCACAAAUGUCCACGCUGCCGCACUUUGCGCAAGGAAGCUGAGGCUGAUCGCCUCUGCCAACGUUGUCAAGAGGUGCUAGACUUGCUUUCCGCCUGA